UCCCAAGAAUCGAAUAGGAAGAGAGUCUAUUUUCAUCAACAAUUUAGCACGCAUCUCGAAUUAUGGCAUCGAUAGCGGAGCAGAGACAACAUAUCCUCGACCUCACCAAAGAGCUUCGUCAGAAGAUUCUGCUUACAGAGGGCGAAGGUAAGGCUUUCUACGAAGAAAGUGAAGCUGAGAAGCAGACCAAUAAAGCCAAGAUAGCUGAAUUGAGAGCCACCAACCGAGCUCUGCGGGCACGAAUACAUGAAGCCGUUCAGGGAGAGGAGCGCGCUGUGGAGCGUGUGCUGUUCCAGGAGAAGAGGCGUCACAGCAGCGUCAGUAGUCGACCGUCUCCGGUGCCCCUGUACCCGCCCUCGAGGCUAGAAGAAAAACUGGCAGCGUUACAGGCGAAAAUUCAUCCGUCUGGUCGAAAUCGUCUCAAAGAAGAGCAAGCAACUAUCCGUGCUCUGAAGGAGGAACACGUGGCGCUCGAGAACGAGCUGGAGCGCAUGAAGGCGCAGCUGACGGAGGCGCAGACGGUGAGACGACAUUACGCGUCCAUGACGAGCGCCCUCAGAGGGGAAGCUGCUCUGCACAACACCUCUCUUGACGCCCUCAACACCAGGCUUGCUGAUGAGAAACUCGCACUCAAGAAACUACGGGCAGGCGGUAAACAGGACUCGUGUGGCGGUACUUGCUCAAUAUCUUGUCAGACAGCUUACGAUGCUCGUAGAGAGAGGGAGAGGAAAAUAAAUGAGUAUCGUCAGAGGGCUGAAGAGCGCCGCGUGUCACAAAUCGCCGUGGGCAACCUCGCCGGCGAGCGUCGCCUGUCGAUGUUGAGGUCUCCACAACGGCGCGACUCUACUGACGCCGACGCUGACGACCAAGAUGAUGUCUGCACCGAUAUUGACAAUGAACUCAACAAAUACUUGGCCAUCUUCUCGAAAAUGAAGAUGAUCUUGGGCGUGUCGAGUGUAGAGGCGGUGAUAGAGCGCAUGAGCGGCCAGAGCGCCACGCAAGAACAUCUGCAGGAGCUGAGGGAGGCGGCGCUACACGAGCUCAGGGCGGCCGAGGCUCAAAGAGAAGAACUCCAGCAAAACCUGAACAAGCUUAAAUAUGCCGCUACUGAAGACAACGCCAGGUUAGGCGUGUCGAGUGUAGAGGCGGUGAUAGAGCGCAUGAGCGGCCAGAGCGCCACGCAAGAACAUCUGCAGGAGCUGAGGGAGGCGGCGCUACACGAGCUCAGGGCGGCCGAGGCUCAAAGAGAAGAACUCCAGCAAAACCUGAACAAGCUUAAAUAUGCCGCUACUGAAGACAACGCCAGGACUCGUAAGGAAGAAGAGGAACUGAAGAGAGCGGUGGCAGAUGUGGAGAAGAAGCUCGUCUCUGCCAUGGCUAGUCGUGAUGACGCCUUGAAACAUCUCGUGGCUGCCAACACUGCACUUGUGCAAGUCGCCGAAAAAUUAGAGGGAUUGAUGGGCCAGAAAAUCGCUCGGAAUCCAUCACCUGCGCUGCAAGCUGCAACGCUCAUCGAAUUUUGUUCAAAUGGCGCGCGAAAUCUCCUGGCCAAGCUCCCUUCGCCCGAGUUGGACGAAAAAACAAUCACUGACGAGGAUGAGGAAGAAGAUUCAUUAUCGUUGCCUCUGGAAAACCUGCGCAUCAGCUUAACAAUGACGAAUAACACAUUGCAACAAUCAGCGCCUCAACAAGUGGAGGAAGAGAGCGGUGAUGAAGAGGCAGUCGCACGGAGAGUUCUCAAAAGAGCUUCCCAGCAAGUUGUCGAGGCAAAGUCCAGGAAGAGAAACAAACCAGUCACUACCUCGUUUAAAUCCUAAGCUUAACGAUGCGCUGUAAUAUCUUAAGUCAACACCUAAAUGCACUGCAGUAGUUCAGCCCAGUGACCACAAGCUUUAAAUUACGUUUAACCAGACUUUGAUUAUUAUU
Molecule: messenger RNA, 1926 nt
Organism: Hyalella azteca
Lineage: Eukaryota; Metazoa; Arthropoda; Malacostraca; Amphipoda; Hyalellidae
Product: outer dynein arm-docking complex subunit 3-like
Exons: 13
Coding region: 63-1817 (584 amino acids)
Biological process (GO): outer dynein arm assembly; cilium movement
Cellular component (GO): cilium
Source: RefSeq, a predicted model, not a curated record